This is a messenger RNA of Acaulospora colombiana, 570 nucleotides long. The record is from the annotation of a GenBank genome assembly. Lineage: Eukaryota; Fungi; Glomeromycota; Glomeromycetes; Diversisporales; Acaulosporaceae.
AUGGGUCAAAUAAACUCGACAUAUUUUAGAAGUACGAGCGCCGAAGAGCAGUAUCAAAAAUAUCGUAAAUUGGCCAGUGAAGAGGCUAGACUCCGUAAUGAAUGUUUUUCGCAGUCGCAGGAUGCCUAUAAAAAAAAGCAAGGAAAGAGAGCAAAGGAAUUGUCGCUAAAGGGAAAGGAGCACGCAAGAAUAAUGGCUCAAUAUAACGCCAAGGCCGUCGAGAUCAUUUUUGCGGCAAACAACGGAAAUCGUUCAUAUGACGAAAUCGACCUUCACGGAUUAUUCGUCAAGGAGGCACUCGAGAAGACGGAAAGUAGGAUUGAAUAUUGUAAAAAGCACAAUAUCGAUCACCUCACUGUAAUAGUGGGGCGCGGUAACCAUUCGCAAGACGGGAUCGUAAAACUAAAGCCUGCUAUUGCAGAGUUAAUGGAGAAAUAUCAACUAAGUUGUACACCGGAUAAGCCGACCAUCGGCUGCCUUUACGUGGAAUUCGGAAAUACUCACCAGAAGACGGAUUUGAGCUUCCUAUCUUUCUUCGGGAUUAUCGAAGAUAGAUGCGUGAUUUGUUAG